CAUUAUGGGGGCGUGUCCUUAUGGGAGUUUGUUGUCGAAGAAGACUCCGUAGAACAGGAAAGAAACAUCCACUAAAGGAAAAUGUCUUCAGUACCUGACGGGAAGAAACUCGUCCGCAGCCCCAGUGGCCUUCGAAUGGUUCCGGAAAACGGAGCUUUUAACAGCCCCUUCUCCCUAGACGAGCCGCAGUGGGUCCCGGAUAAAGAGUGCCCAAGAUGUAUGCAGUGCGACACCAAGUUUGACUUUAUCAAAAGAAAGCAUCACUGCCGGCGGUGCGGCCGCUGUUUCUGUGAUAAAUGCUGCAGUAAGAAGGUGGAGCUGCCGCGCAUGUGCUUCGUCGACCCGGUCCGGCAGUGUGCCGAGUGCAGCCUGGUCUCCCAGAAGGAGGUGGAGUUCUACGACAAGCAGCUCAAAGUGCUGCUGGGAGGAAGCACCUUCAUCGUCACUUUGGGAACGUCGGAGAAGUCUGAAACCAUGACGUGCCGUCUCUCCAACAACCACAGGUACCUGUUCCUCGACGGUGAAAGCCACUUCGAGGUGGAGCUGUCUCGGAUCUCCAGCAUGCAGAUCUUGACAGAUGGGACGAGUCCAGGAGAGGAUGACAUUCACACUUACACCAGUCUGCUGGACAGUCACUGUGUCUCCGAAGGGGGGACGUCGCGGGCCAGCGGCAUGCUGCUUCAUUACAAGCCAAUGGGCUCUCAAGAUGCCCAGCAGCUCCGCAUGGAGGUUACCGAUGACAAGAAGUUGGCCUCAUUCUGGCUGGCUGCGAUGCACAAGGCGGCCAAACUGCUGUAUGAAGCGCGGGACCAGUGAGGAGCUGGACCGAACCUCCAGCCAGCGCACACCCAAGUGUUUUCUGCCCGUCUCAUCGGGUUUGGUAUCGUUUGGAUUUUCUUAACAUCAGCACAGAUUCUGCUUAUCCAUCUGAUUCCUUACCGGUUCUUAAUUCCAGCUCUUGUCACGGUAAUGUUUGCAAGAAAUCUUUCUAUGAGAAACAUGUUAAUUACCUCUAAAAGCAGUACUUUAUACGUAAUGUUUACCACCAGUAGGUCCACCGCGGCUUCUCAACGUUCAUGGUUUUCUUAUCUGGUUUGUUUGAAUCACAAAUCAGGGCAACGUCAAUAACUACAACAUUAAUGUUUCCACAUCAACAUGUAAGGGGAAGAGAGGUUUGUUAAACGGUUAAUUCAUGACCACACAAUAACUUUAUGAGCUGCUCUUUACUUUUAGUUUUUAUUGUGUCGUUGAAGAUUUUAUUUCCUGGUAGAAGUGACGACAGAAUUGCCAAAGGACCUUCAGCAGAUUGCAGAUCUUCCAGACUGAGCACUGUCAGGCCAGUUAAAGGACAGAUCCACCGUACAACCCUCAGAAAUGAAGG
Molecule: messenger RNA, 1381 nt
Organism: Melanotaenia boesemani (Boeseman's rainbowfish)
Lineage: Eukaryota; Metazoa; Chordata; Actinopteri; Atheriniformes; Melanotaeniidae
Gene: zfyve21
Product: zinc finger, FYVE domain containing 21
Exons: 8
Coding region: 82-816 (244 amino acids)
Molecular function (GO): metal ion binding
Source: RefSeq, a predicted model, not a curated record